CGACACAUGCCCAUAGUCUGUCAUCUGUGGACUACCACAGCGACACUAGAAAUCUCUGUGGUGGGCAUGUCGGCUCGUUGAACUGUCUCCUGCUCACCUGUCAUCUUUCUUGCAGUCCGUGUCCAAGUGAACAGCGGCGGGUGGUGCUUAUAGAGCCGACGUGGCGGGUACAGAGGGAGAGUGUGGUCGACCAGACACCAUGGGUAGCAGAAGGAUGUUGGGACUGUUCUUGCUGGUGGUCCUGGCAACUCUGUGUGUCCAACCCUGCGGUAGCGAUGAUCCUGAGCUAAGCGAUAACAAAGCCGACGAAGGUGGAAUAUUCAGCUUCACAUUAUCUUCUCCUUUUCUCUUUUGGUCUGACGAUGAGUACGAGGUAAACGAUAACGUUUUUGUAGAAAAUACAGCUAGUCAAGGUAAGGGUGACAAGGAUAACACAGAUGAUAAUCAUGGUGACAAAAGCCAGGUCAAAGAUAAAGAGGAGUCAGGCAAAGAAGAAGAUAAACAAACUGAUGACGAACGCGGCGAUGCGGCGGUUAGUGUCCUCAAAGAAUUGGACGACGACGAUGAAGACGAAGUCGCACAAAUGGACCAGUUGAUCGAUGUAGAUGAGAGGUUCAAGGGUCAACGAAGGCUUUUCAAACGGGCUUCCGAUGACAAGGAUGCUGCAGGCUCCAGAAAGAUGCUGAGGGAUGCCGCACACAACGACAGUGUGGCUUUGCAGGACUCCUUCCUCUGUCCACAGACACCAGACAUGCAACAACUCUCCUACUACAUGGACACUUGUCACAACUGUCUGGUGCAGACAGACAAACACAGUUGUCCACUACACGAGGCAGCGUUGGAGCUAAAGAAGCAGAUGACUGAGCUGCAGGAACUUCUCAGCUACGGCUGUCGUAUGGGAUGCAGCAGCAUGACAGUCGGUGCUGCCACAACUCCGACUUGACCCUGCUGAGCGCCGUGCAGGAUAUGACGAAGUUGACGGAGCAAAUGCACAAGAUCUUUCUGGAAUCCUGCUCCUCCUGCCCCAGAGACGGAGGGUGGAGUGAGUGGUGUGAGUGGGGGCCCUGCUCAGUCACCUGUGGCGAAGGCACGCGAACGCGCAGCAGGAAGUGCAACAACCCGACCGUCAAGGGCAACGGGCGACCGUGUCAGGGGCCGGACAGGGAGUCAACUCCCUGCUUCUCGCCCUCCUGCUGCGCCUGGAGCUCGUGGGGAGCUUGGAGCGACUGCGCGGUCACGUGCGGACAAGGAACGGUGGAGAGGAGAAGAUCCUGUGUCUCGCCAACGGAUCCUUUCUGCUCUCCGUCUCAGUGUCCAGGAUCCAGCGUUGAGAGGAGUCAGCGUCAGUGUGGUCCUGAUCC
This is a messenger RNA of Pomacea canaliculata, 1361 nucleotides long. RefSeq names its product histone H2A.Z-specific chaperone CHZ1-like. The transcript is spliced from 5 exons. The record is from RefSeq and is a predicted model, not a curated record. NCBI's taxonomy places the organism in Eukaryota, Metazoa, Mollusca, Gastropoda, Architaenioglossa, Ampullariidae. The coding region runs from base 200 to 943 and encodes 247 amino acids.